Messenger RNA from Haliotis rubra (blacklip abalone), 540 nucleotides. RefSeq names its product transcription intermediary factor 1-beta-like. The transcript is spliced from 2 exons. The record is from RefSeq and is a predicted model, not a curated record. Gene Ontology annotation, molecular function: zinc ion binding. The coding region runs from base 19 to 540 and encodes 173 amino acids. Lineage: Eukaryota; Metazoa; Mollusca; Gastropoda; Lepetellida; Haliotidae.
CAUCUGCAUCACCCGUAUAUGGAACGAGCACGUGAAGAUACAAAGAACUGUACGUGCUGUCAUCGCGAAGGGGAGACAACUCCAGCGACUGUGUGGUGCCCGGUAUGCGAUGACGCCCUGUGUGAUGUAUGUGCUAGGGCACACAGUCGCAUCUCAUCUACUCGUCAUCACGAUACAACUGCCCUGACUAGUGAGGCCAUUAUCCCCAGGAAACGAAACAUUAAGUGUAAAGAACACAAGGAUGAAAACAUCAAAUUCCUGUGCAAAGAUUGCAAGAAAGUCACCUGUCACACCUGUUGUGUUAUCUAUCACAGGAAAUGUGAGUCAGUUGUCACACUGGAGUCGGAAUUACCUGCAUUAAAGUCCCAGCUGUUGAAUAAGAAGGAAACUAUUUGGAAGAAGCAAAUCCAAAUGGAAGCCAAAGUUGAUGCUGUUAAAGUGAACGUCGUUUCUGAGAAAGAUCGAUAUGCAAGAAUGGAACAUGACAUCAAGUCUUUGGUAACAACGCGAGAGAAAAAGAUAACUUUCAUGGAAAAAUAA